AUGAAUGGAGCUAUUAUGAGCGAAAAGCCUCGUGUUCCUGAUAUUGUCCUGUGUUGCGCGGCCCAGGGCUCUGAGUCGUGCUGCUAUCGUCGUCUGGCUUCCGCCUUCGUCAACCACGAUGAUCCGAGCGCCCAGGAGACGGUGCUGACUGCCCUGAUCGAUAAGACGGCCGGCAUGGCAGCCCCGGGUGAUGGAGCCGGGUGA
Messenger RNA from Colletotrichum truncatum, 204 nucleotides. Lineage: Eukaryota; Fungi; Ascomycota; Sordariomycetes; Glomerellales; Glomerellaceae. The record is from RefSeq and is a predicted model, not a curated record.